Messenger RNA from Lytechinus variegatus (green sea urchin), 1686 nucleotides. It is a transcript of the gene pnn, whose product is annotated as pinin-like. Gene Ontology annotation, cellular component: catalytic step 2 spliceosome. NCBI's taxonomy places the organism in Eukaryota, Metazoa, Echinodermata, Echinoidea, Temnopleuroida, Toxopneustidae. The record is from RefSeq and is a predicted model, not a curated record.
CUAGCACGCGCAGGCGCCAGAUAGUAGCAUGCAUUCACCAAGAUGGCUACCUCCGAGGGUGUCAGCGCUUUCCUUGCCCAAAGACUAGAGAAGGCCAAAGAAAAUUUAGAAGAUGUUGAGCAAAACAUUCGCAAACUUACAGGUGGAGAUAACACUGAAAGAAGGGUGUCUGUUGGAGAUUCAAGAAGGCUCAUUGUUGGAGAGCAGAGAAGAAUAUCAGGUGAUCAGAGGAGGCAUGUUAGUGACUUAAGGAGACCUUUAACUGACCAAAGGAUUGAAAGGAGACUCUCUGGUGACCAGAGAAGGUUAUCAGCGGAUCAGAGAGGCAUAUCUGGUGAUCAGCGGAGAGUUUCAAUAGAUGCACCAGGAGUACGGGGUAGAGGCGGAGGAUUAACAGUACAGAGGCUUUCACUGAUGGAGAGACUUGGGGCACCGCCUGCUAAGAGACCUAACCUGGGAAGUCCAUUUAGCAGGCUAGGAGGAAGAGUUGGACCAAGGAACCGAGCCCCCAGUGAUGAUGAGGAUGAGGACAUGGAUUACAAGCCUCUUGUUCAAUCCUCUGUGGUAACUACCCUAACAACAGUGACACCAAAAACUCGCCAACAGACCAUCAAAGAAGUACAGAAAGACAAGAAGAGUGUUGAUAGGAAUAAGCGAAUGUUUGGUCACCUAUUAGGCACCCUGCAGAAGUUCAGAGAUGAAAGUGAUUCAAAGACAGACAAGGAUAAAAGAAGAAAGGAGAUUGAGAAGAAGCUAGAAGAGAAAGCUGUAGAAGAGAAGAAAGCUGUGGCAGAAGAGAGAAAACUAUUAAUGAAAGAGCGGAAAGAUAAACAGGCAGAGCUCAAUCGUUUAGAACAGUUGGUUGAACUAACUCAAGAGCACAAGGAUUGGGACGUUCACUCUGGCCUUUUGAGUAACUUCAUCCGCACAAGGGCAAAACCCUAUAUCUUCUACAAACCUGCCAAAUGGACUCUGGGUACAGAGAAACUUUUCAAAGAAUCUAAGCAGAUAUUAAGUGCUGCUGUUGAGAAGCGUAAAGAUGAGCUUGCAAAAGAGAUUGCUGAGUUAGAAGGGAAACCCAAGAAAGAAGAGAAGAAGGAAGAAGAUGGAGAAUCUAAGGACCGGAGAAGGAGCGGAGAGGACAGAAGGAAGAGUGGCGAGGAGAGAAGACGGAGCGGGGAAGAGAGAAGACGUCGUCAUAGUAACCGUGAUGAGGUAAAGGGUAAGAUGGAUGAUAGGGAUAAAUCACAUAGGGGAGAUAGUGAGAAGCAUGGAAGUGAUGAGAAACGAAGAGACAGGAAGAGGACAAAGCAUGAAGAUGAAAAAGAAGCUAAGGUCUCCAAACCUAAAGACACUCAUGAAGAAAAUCUUCAGUCUUCCAAAGACACAGAAGAUAAACCUAUGAAAGAGACAACUGCCGAAACGGACCUUGAUCACCCUGAAAAGAAGAAGAAAAGGAAGAUGGUGAAGGUAAUGAUGGUAAGAUGGAAGGUAAGUAUGAAGAAGAGAUGAAGGUGGAGGAUGUUGGGGAUGUCAUGAAAGAAAAUGGUCAGGAUAAAGAAAGUAAAGAGGGAAAGGAGGAAGGAUUGCAAGGGCUUGCUGAUGAAGAAUGGGGUAAUGUAGGAUGGGGUGAUGAUGAUGAUGCUGUAGAGAAACCAGCAGUAACUGAUAGUAUGGCAGGUCAAG